UAAAACCCCGUCCUUCCCCAACUCCUGGUCUUGGAAUUGGAACCCUACGGCUGCCUCAUUCAACCUCUCCGUCUCCGAUCACGUUUGAGUUCAGCGGCAACCGGCGACCGUUACCGGCGAAUCUUCAUCUAAGGUUCAAUAACCCUAUCCCCUUCCUCUUCUCCGCCUCCGUUCCGAUAAAUUGCGGCGGCGGACACACUCAGUUCCUGUUUCUUCUUCGUCUCCGUUCUUCCAGCGGCGGGAACACUUUCUUCCAACGAGAUUCCUCUCUUCUCAGCCUCCAUCUCUGCAAGUAUCUACUCCAGCUUUUCUUUGCCUGAUUCAUAGUUACUUUCCCAAAUUCUGAUAUGUAUUUUUAAAUUUUUAGUUUUGGAAGUACAAAGAUCCGUUACCAGGAUCCCUACAAGUCAUGAGACGAAGUCUGUUAAGAUUCGCCCCCCACUAUGCUCGCAAUCUUCUCUCCCCUUCAACUUUCAGACCAAACCCUAUUUCCCCUGCCAUCACUAUCACUUCAACUCCUUGGAAGCUUAGAUUCUUCUCAUCCGAAAACGAUUCAUCCAACGAAAGCCGACCACAGAGGAAACAAGUUCCGCUCGAUAAUGAAGACAUCAGCAACAAAGAGUUCAAAGAUCGGAUAGAGAGGUACUUUAAUGGCGAUGAAGAGGCAAUUCCUUCGAUCUUUGAAGCCAUACUGAAGAGGAAGCUACUGGGGAAGCAUGAGGAGACCGACGAUGAAUUGAUUGAGGAGAUCCGGCAACAGCCCAUCGAUGAUGUUAAGGACAAGGAAUUCGAAUCGGACUUUGAGGAGCUCUCCACCGAUGAGGAGAUCGAUAAUUUGGACAAUGCGAGGCAAUACGUGGUGGAGAAGAAACUGAUGAAGGAUGAGUAGUUCAAGUGGUAUUUCAUGAAUUUUUCCAUAUUAUUAACAAAAGAAGAUUUUUUUUAUUUUUUAGGUAGAACAAAAGAAGAAUGUUCAGUCACUGAUAUAGUGAUAUAUGUAUGGAUGCAUGUGACAAAUAAAGUGUUUUAAAAUUAAAGACUACUUGCUUAAAGGCAA
Molecule: messenger RNA, 1057 nt
Organism: Macadamia integrifolia
Lineage: Eukaryota; Viridiplantae; Streptophyta; Magnoliopsida; Proteales; Proteaceae
Exons: 2
Coding region: 410-889 (159 amino acids)
Source: RefSeq, a predicted model, not a curated record